Nerophis lumbriciformis (worm pipefish) is the source of this 1167-nucleotide messenger RNA. Lineage: Eukaryota; Metazoa; Chordata; Actinopteri; Syngnathiformes; Syngnathidae. The record is from RefSeq and is a predicted model, not a curated record.
AUGACACAACGCAAAGGCGAGAAACCCACCAUCAGCAUCCAGGAGCACAUGGCCAUUGACGUGUGCCCCGGACCCAUCCAGCCCAUUAAGCAGAUCUCGGACUACUUCCCCCGCUACCCCCGGGGCCUGCCGCCCGUCGGGGCCCCGUGCGCCGCCCUCUCCGCCGCCCCGGCCGCCGCCUCGGAAAGUGAGGACAGCCCGGACCGGGCGUUCGCUGGAGCCUCGGCUUCCAGGAGAGACGACGAGCCCGAUGUGGAGGCGUACGACUCGGAUGACUCCACUACUCUUGGAACUCUGGACUUCAGCUUGCUGUACGACCAGGAGAACAAUGCUCUGCACUGCACCAUUAACAAAGCCAAGCUUCCUGUUCCCAGGUACAAGAAGGGGCUCAAGCCGAUGGACCACAACGGGCUUUCGGACCCUUAUGUCAAGUUGCACCUGCUACCCGGUGCCAGUAAGGCCAAUAAACUCCGUACCAAGACCCUGCGUAAUACGCUUAACCCUGUCUGGAGCGAGACGCUGACCUACUACGGCAUCACUGAUGAGGAUAUGGUCCGGAAAACACUCAGGAUUUCAGUGUGUGAUGAGGACAAGUUCCGCCACAACGAGUUCAUCGGUGAGACGCGAAUCCCCCUCAAAAAGCUGAAGCCCAAUCAGACCAAGAACUUCAACAACUGCCUGGAGAAACAGCUACCUGUGAACAAGACUGAGGACAAGUCAUUGGAGGAGCGAGGGCGCAUCAUGAUCUCCCUCAAGUACAACACCCUUAAAUCCUGUCUGGUGGUGGGCAUCAUAAGGUGCGCGCACCUCGCCGCCAUGGACGCCAACGGAUUCUCAGACCCUUACGUCAAAACGUACCUGAAGCCCGACGAGAACAAAAAGUCCAAGCACAAGACUGCUGUCAAGAAGAAGACGCUCAAUCCCGAGUUCAACGAGGAGUUCUGCUACGACAUCAAGUACGCAGACCUCACCAAGAAGACACUGGAGGUGACUGUGUGGGACUAUGAUAUUGGGAAGUCCAACGAUUUCAUCGGCGGUGUCUCCCUGGGCAUCAACGCCAACGGUGAGCGUCUCAAGCACUGGUUCGACUGCCUCAAGAACAAGGACAAGAAAAUCGAGCGCUGGCACACACUGACCAACGAAUUACCCUGCUCGCUAAAUGACUAA